AUGGCUGCACUGAGUUGUCUUUUGGACAGUGUUAGGAGGGACAUAAAGAAGGUGGACCGAGAACUAAGGCAAUUGCGAUGCAUCGACGAACUGAGCACGCGGUGCUUGUGUGACUUGUACAUGCACCCCUAUUGCUGCUGUGACCUGCACCCCUAUCCUUACUGCCUCUGCUAUUCGAAGAGAUCGCGCGCCUGUGGCCUGUGCGAUUUCUACCCCUGCUGCCUGUGUGAUGUCAAGCUCUACUGUCUGCGACCGUCGCUCAGAAGUUUGGAGAGGAAAGCCAUCAGAGCCAUCGAGGACGAGAAGAGAGAGCUUGCCAAGCUGAGAAGAACCACGAACCGGAUCCUGGCCUCCUCUUGCUGUAGUAGUAAUAUUUUGGGAUCGGUGAACGUGUGCGGCUUCGAGCCCGACCAAGUCAAGGUGCGCGUGAAGGACGGGAAGGUGUGCGUGUCGGCCGAGCGGGAGAACAGGUACGACUGCCUGGGCUCCAAGAAGUACAGCUACAUGAACAUCUGCAAGGAGUUCAGCCUGCCGCCGUGCGUGGACGAGAAGGACGUGACGUAUUCGUACGGGGUGGGCAGCUGCGUCAAGAUCGAGUCUCCCUGCUACCCGUGCACCUCCCCCUGCUCCCCCUGCGCCCCGUGCCCACCCUGCAGCCCCUGCUCCCCAUGCACCCCCUGCAGCCCGCUCUGCGACCCCUGCAGCCCCUGCUACCCGUGCAGUAGCCGAUUCUCCUGUAGAAAGGUGGUUCUGUAA
Sorex fumeus (smoky shrew) is the source of this 756-nucleotide messenger RNA. RefSeq names its product outer dense fiber of sperm tails 1 (gene ODF1). The transcript is spliced from 3 exons. NCBI's taxonomy places the organism in Eukaryota, Metazoa, Chordata, Mammalia, Eulipotyphla, Soricidae. Gene Ontology annotation, cellular component: outer dense fiber. The coding region runs from base 1 to 756 and encodes 251 amino acids. The record is from RefSeq and is a predicted model, not a curated record.